This is a messenger RNA of Cannabis sativa, 1934 nucleotides long. Its product is annotated as probable protein phosphatase 2C 27. Gene Ontology annotation, biological process: protein dephosphorylation. NCBI's taxonomy places the organism in Eukaryota, Viridiplantae, Streptophyta, Magnoliopsida, Rosales, Cannabaceae. The transcript has 4 exons. Bases 316 to 1470 code for a protein of 384 amino acids. The record is from RefSeq and is a predicted model, not a curated record. Gene Ontology annotation, molecular function: protein serine/threonine phosphatase activity; cation binding.
UAAAUAUGAAAAGAAAUGGAUCCAUAUACUCAUUUUGAAUGGGUGAUGUGAUUCUAUAAUAAAUCACUGUUUCUCUCUCUUACUAAGAAACAGACCAAUUUAUUUUAUUAUUUUAUUUCUUUUUUAAUUUUUUCACAUAUUCUGAGAAUCUUUUCUCAUAUAUACUUUUCUCUAUUUCAUCAUUUUCUUUCCUUUGCUGGUAACACAGACCAAACUACAGAGUUGGUUAGAAAGGAAAGAGAGGAAAAGAAAAACCAAACAAACACACUCUCAUCUCAAUCUCAUCUCAUCACCAUCACCAGCAGCAAAAUCGUCAUGUGUGUCAAAGACUUAGAGCAAGUUGAAGAAGAAACAGUGGGAGAAGAUCUUGACAACAGCAGCAGCAGUAGCGGUGACAAUAACGACAAGCAGAAGCCUUUGCAGCAUACCCAGAUGGAGAAUUUCAAUGACGAAUCUCCUGUGUUGAGCUUCAUCCCAAAUUCACUUCCUCUAGAGAGCAUUUCUGAGGAUAGGGUAAUUGUAGACAAACAAAACCAGUUUAACUUUGUCCCUGCUCUUCGAUCUGGAGAGUGGUCGGAUAUCGGGAGUCGUCCUUACAUGGAGGAUACUCAUGUCUGCAUUAGUAACCUGGCUGAGAAAUAUGGCUUUAAUCUACUCAACAAAGAAGCUAUCUCCUUCUAUGGUGUGUUUGAUGGACAUGGAGGAAAGGCUGCAGCACAAUUUGUUCGUGACCAUUUGCCAAGAAUUAUUGUCGAGGAUGCUGACUUUCCUUUACAGCUUGAGAAGGUAGUAACAAGGUCUUUCAUGGAGACUGAUGCUGCAUUUGCAAAAUCAUGCUCUAUUGAAUCAUCCCUUUCUUCUGGCACAACUGCACUUACUGCAAUGAUAUUUGGAAGAUCUUUGCUUGUGGCAAACGCUGGUGAUUGCCGGGCAGUAUUGUCACGAUGUGCACGAGCUAUCGAAUUAUCAAGGGAUCACAGGCCCUGCUGCAUCAAAGAAAAGACACGGGUCGAGUCUUUAGGUGGUUUUGUCGAUGAUGGUUAUUUGAAUGGUCAGUUAGGUGUCACCCGAGCUUUAGGCGAUUGGCACCUUGAAGGAAUGAAGGAGAUGGGGGACAUAGGAGGUCCCUUGAGUGCUGAACCAGAACUCAGACUGUUCACAUUGACUAAAGAUGAUGAGUUCUUGAUUAUUGGUAGUGACGGUAUAUGGGAAGUCUUCAGCAACCAAAACGCUGUAGACAUUGCCAGAAAGAAACUUCAGGAACACAAUGAUGUGAAACUAUGUUGCAAGGCUAUAGUAGAGGAGGCAAUAAAACGAGGAGCGGAUGACAAUUUAACAGUUGUAAUGGUGAGUUUUCACUUGGAUCCACCUCCUCAAGUGGUGGUAGAAAGGCCAAGAGUCAGAAGAAGCAUAUCUGCUGAAGGACUUAACAAUCUCAGAAGCCUGUUGGAAGGGACCUUGAACCUUUAGCUUUGUUAAUUUUUCCCAUGAGAUUGAGAGGUCAAGUUCAGAAUCAGUCAAGAUUAGUAGUAGUAGUAGUUAAGCUGAUUCAUCAGAGUUUUAUAUCUGUGUUGUAUACACAUUCAGCCACCAAAAGAAAACUGCCUCUUGGGCUUUCUCGUUUACUUUUCUGAUGCCCCAUUGGGUUCAUGGAUAGAUGGAAGAGAAAACAACAGAUACGUGGGCUCACCAAAUUUUGGGACAAGUGUUUGUAGUUUUGUCUUUCUUUGACCUCUUGACCAUGUCAGCAAUAAGGGAGGUCAAGAUAAUUCGUCGAAAUAAUUUGUAAAUACAUUAUUCUUAGCUCUUUGCAAUAUCAGUUUUUCUAAACGUACACUGAAACUGUAUAUAACUGAUUGAUUGGAUUGUUAACCAUUAUUUAUGGAUACUCUCAUUUAAAUGAUUUCUAUGAUAAAGUACAAGAUUACACCAAA